This is a messenger RNA of Myripristis murdjan (pinecone soldierfish), 1193 nucleotides long. Its product is annotated as low choriolytic enzyme-like. The transcript has 10 exons. The coding region runs from base 24 to 884 and encodes 286 amino acids. Gene Ontology annotation, molecular function: zinc ion binding; metalloendopeptidase activity. Lineage: Eukaryota; Metazoa; Chordata; Actinopteri; Holocentriformes; Holocentridae. Gene Ontology annotation, biological process: proteolysis. The record is from RefSeq and is a predicted model, not a curated record.
UUGCUGCUGCCCUACAGACAGCCAUGUGCUCCGUCCUCCAGCUUGCAGUGCUGACCCUUGUUUUCUGCUCAGUCCACAGCUUUACCAUACAGGCUUCACAAGAGAAGAGUGAUGAAGCCUCUGGUAACAGCAUCGAUGAUGAUGAGUUCUCAGUCUCAACGCUGAUUGAGAAGGCCAACGCUAAUGUUGGUAAGGACGAAAACGACCCAAAGGUGAUGUUUGGAGACAUUGCGGUGUACACCGGCCUGCAGAGCGCUGAUCCCUGCACAGCCAGAGGCUGCCUGUGGCCCAAAUCAUCUGAUGGCAAUGUCUACGUGGCGUACCGCAUCUCCAACCAGUACUCCCAAAGGGAGAGAAACACCAUCGUCCAGGGCCUGCGGUCGUUUUCCCGCUCCACCUGCAUCCGCUUCACCCCUCGGAGGAGGCAGAGGGACUUUGUGGACAUCCAGUCCCGCUCAGGGUGUUUCUCGUUCGUCGGCCGUCGUGGCAAUGGCCAGGUGGUGUCUCUGAGUCGCAGGGGCUGUGUUUUCCAGUCUGUCAUCCAGCACGAGCUCCUCCACGCUCUGGGCUUCAACCACGAGCAGACCCGCUCCGACCGGGACCAGCACGUCCGCAUCCUGCUGCAGAACGUCAUCCGUGGACAAGAGCACAAUUUCCGGAGGAUUCGAAACAGCAGGAACCUCGGCACUCCAUACGACUACAACUCUGUCAUGCACUAUGGAAGGUUUGCCUUCUCUAGCAACAGACAGCCCACCAUCGUGCCAGUCCCCAACCCAAAUGUAGCCAUCGGCAGGGCCAACCAGAUGAGCCCUACUGACAUCCUGAGGGUGAACCGCCUCUACGCCUGCAAUUCAACUGCCUCCUUAACUGACCUGUACCUGUGAAGAAGACAUUUAAUGAUGGUAUACAAAGAGAAGGAGAUCUGACUGAAUAAUCAAGAAGAAACAAGGCAGUCUGCAGCUUUUUUUUUUUUUUUAAACCAGCAAUUUAACCUCAAGAGCCUCAAAUCAGACUGCAUCUGUGCUUGUGCUGUAAUGCAGUUUAGAUUUUACUUUAAUUUAGCGAGACUAUUGUCAGUUUUUGAUUUUUCUUUAGCUGCCAUAAUCACACAUGAAGUGUGUGUAUGAAACAAUUAACCGAAGAUGCUUAAAUUUCAGUUUCACUUCUUUUGAUGGCCACUUGAUGACUUGAUU